AUGACCACCCCCCUUGGCGACUCAGUCAACCAACCCUCAGCCCAACCACCCACCCCCAAAAAACUCCAAGGCCGCACAAUCGACCUCAUCCACCUAUCCCCCUCCCACACGGAGGCCCUCUGGUCCCUCGUCGGCGGAACUUCCGACCCCACCAAAGCAUCAGCAUGGACCUAUCUCCCAGAAGGCCCCUACCCAGAGACUGACUUCGACAAAUUCCAAGUCUCAGUAACUACCAAAUGCAACUCCACCGAUCCCCUCUUCUACGCCAUCGUCGAUAAAACCCAAAAAGUCCUGGGCUGGAUCACUUUAAUGAGCAUCGUGCCUGAGCAACUACGGCUCGAAAUCGGGUGGGUGUUGUUUUCGCCUGCGUUACAGCGCACGACAGGCGCGUCAGAGGCGUCCUAUCUACUGCUUAAGUAUGCGUUCGAGGAGCUGGGGUAUCGGCGCGUGGAGUGGAAGUGUAAUGCACUGAAUAAGGGGUCGAGGAGGGCUGCGGAGCGGCUUGGGUUUGUGUUUGAGGGGGUGUUUAGGCAGCAUAUGGUUGUUAAGGGGAGGAAUAGGGAUACGGCUUGGUUUUCGAUGUUGAGGGAGGAGUGGGAUGGUAGAGGUGUUAAGGAGGCCUUGGAGGGUUGGCUUGCGGAGGAUAAUUUUGAUGAAUCUGGGGCGCAGAGGAGGGGCUUGGAAGCUAUUAGGGAGGAGCUUUUGGGUAAGAGUACUAAGAAUUAG
This is a messenger RNA of Aspergillus pseudotamarii, 726 nucleotides long. Its product is annotated as GNAT family N-acetyltransferase. Gene Ontology annotation, molecular function: protein-N-terminal-alanine acetyltransferase activity; protein N-terminal-serine acetyltransferase activity. Lineage: Eukaryota; Fungi; Ascomycota; Eurotiomycetes; Eurotiales; Aspergillaceae. The record is from RefSeq and is a predicted model, not a curated record. The coding region runs from base 1 to 726 and encodes 241 amino acids. The transcript has a single exon.